Paramecium tetraurelia is the source of this 1353-nucleotide messenger RNA. RefSeq lists its product as uncharacterized. NCBI's taxonomy places the organism in Eukaryota, Ciliophora, Oligohymenophorea, Peniculida, Parameciidae. The transcript is spliced from 2 exons. The record is from RefSeq and is a predicted model, not a curated record.
AUGUUAAGAUUAUUUUAUAAGCUUCGGUAAUUUCAAUUUUCUACAACAUAAUUUGAUCCUUACGUUGAAUUAGGUCUCAAUUCUUCAGCAACUAUGUAAGAGAUCAAGGAUGCUUAUAUUAGAUUGAGUAAACAAUACCAUCCUGAUAUUAAUAAAUAACAUGAUUCUCAAGAAAAGUUUAAAAGAAUAGCUGAAGCUUACAAUAUUCUGAAGAAAACUAAAUUUGAAGAGUAAAUGAAAGAAGAGUUUAAAUAAUAAUACUAUUCUGCUUAAUCGGAAGAAUAAUUAUUUAUGGAUGUCUUUGGCUUCUAUUUUCAUGAAAAACCUCAAGAAUACUAUAAGCCUGAGAAUGCACAAAAAAGACACUAGUAUUAAGAAAUGCUAAAAAAAUUCAAGCGAUAAAACAAUUCAUCCUAGGAUAAUCAAUCAGAAUCUCAAUAUCAAAAACGAGAUUUCUCUGAUAUAAAGAUCAAUAGAAAAUUUGAGGGUCAUUAGGGGACUAAAACGAAUCCAUAGCAAAUAUACACAUUGAUUGCGAUUUGUAGCAUUGCAAUGGGUGGCAUUGCUUUUUAUAUAACAAUGUUGAGAAAGGCCCCAGAGUUGUAAAAAGAAGUGAUUAACAAUUAAUAAAUUAGUAUCUUAAGAUAAUAAACGUAAUUAAGACAUCAAUAAGAAAUAGAUAAUAUUAAAUAAAUGUACUCAAAUAUAAAUUAAACUAUGUUACGAUUCGAUCCCAAGUGCAAUUCUCUUGAUAUGCUAUUCAAUUAUACAAUAUUUCCUGAUCUAGAAUUUUACUAUGUAAGUCCAGAAUUAUUUUAUUCUGAUGAGAAAUUCUUUUUAAAAUCAAACCAAUUUGAAAAAAAUCCUAUGAGAAAAUCAAAAUUAAAUUACAGAAUUACUCACGCAAUAGAGGCAGAGAGAAGUUUAUAGAGUAUCUUUGUGCCUGUUAAAGAAGUCUUGAACUAAAUAGAAUUAAAUGGAGAAUAUACACCUCCAGGUAUCUUUAUGCAAUUUUAUGGUUAUCUGUAUUUCAAAAUCAGACGCAAACCUAUUAUUAUAGAAAAUUUAAUAAAAUCAAAAGAAUAUAUAUCUCUAUUUGACCUUUAUUUUCAUUACUAAACUCCUUUACCCUACUACUAUGAUACCCUCAAUGAAUUUCAAAUAUUCAAUGAUGCAGGCAAUACACUCAGUCAUUGGGAAGGGAAUGUUUAUUUUAGUACUAAGUCAUUAGACAGAUUUUACUUAAAAGGGAAUGUCAAGAAUAUAUUUAUGCAAAGACCUCUAUAGGGUAGUGAAACAGAAUAAAUGUAUAUGUUGGCAUGGGGAAAUCAUUUCGAACAUUUUUAAACAUGA